CACAUUAAAACGAUGGACAUGACGCUCGAGCCUUGAAAUGACGACUGUCACUUUAAAUGAGUUCAAAGUUCACCGCUGCACGUGGUGAAAUCAACAUGGCAGCGCCCUGCGCAUUUAAGAAGUGGAACUGAAAGUAUAUUAAAAGCAUCAAGAGAGUGAUGGCAGCUGUUAGUGGCAGCCCAGUGGCUGAUGCAUCCCCCUCAAAGGAGGAGAAGCCCGAGGAGACCCCGCUGGACUCCAACAACGAUGGUGGAAAGCCGGAUGUCGAAGCUGAAGGGGGGAGCGAGGCAGCCUCUGACCCCAGCUUGUACCGCUACAUCAAAGAGGACCUCUUCACAUCUGAGAUCUACAAAGUGGAGAUCAGGAAUCUACCCAAGUUCACCGGCUUUAACGACCUGAAGAAGUUCCUGGCCAAACACAGCCUCAACCCACACAAGAUCAAGUUGUUUGGCAAGCAGACGUUUGCUUUUGUCACCUUUAAGAAUGAGGAAGAGCGUGACAAGGCCAUGAAGAUGGUGCACGGCAUGCAGUGGAAGGGCCAGGUGCUGAGCGUCAGGCUGGCCAAACCCAAAGCAGACCCCAUCCAGAGGAAGAGGAAGCAGGAGGAGGGACAGGGCGCAGGAGGCCAGCCUCCAUCAAAGCGAACCGAGGAGGAGGAGACAGAGGAGGCGCCCAGUGUCCAGAUAGCCAACGUGGUGACUCCUCUGUGGAAUGUGCCUUAUGAGGAGCAGCUGAGGAGGAAGGAGCAGGAGGUGGUGGGGGUCCUGCAGAGGCUGGCCAAAGAGAUUGGCGGCACCAACAAAGCCAUGUUGCCAUGGCUGUUUGCGCAGAAAGGGAAAUACAACAAAAUGUGUUGUUCUCUGGAAGCCAUCAGACCUUCUCCUACACAGACAGAGUACAGAAACAAGUGUGAGUUUCUCAUAUCAGUGGGUGCGGACGGCGAGGAUAAGACCAUCGGUUUCCGCCUGGGGAAAUAUAAAGGCGGCUCCUGCGCUGUGGUGGGGCCGGCAGACACGUGCCAUGUCUCGGCCGAGGCCAAGAAAGUGGUCAGCGAGUUUCAGAAGUUCAUCAGGACAACAUCCUACUCUGUGUACAGUCCUGAAACAUAUGAAGGACACUGGAAGCAGCUGACUGUAAGGACUACGAGGACCAAACAAGCCAUGGCUGUAGCGUUCUUCAACCCACAGAAACUUGGAGAAGAGGAAGUCGAUGCAUUAAAGACCUCCAUGAAGAAGUACUUCACAGAAGGAGAGGGGAAAGACAGCGGCGUAACCUCUCUUUACUUUGUUAGAGAGGGUCAAAGGACGUCUCCUAACCUGGAGGACCUGCCCUGUGAGCUGGUGGCUGGAGAAGGCAGCAUUCAUGAGGAACUCCUGGGUCUAAAGUUCAGAAUAUCUCCUCACUCCUUCUUCCAGGUGAACACAGGAGCUGCAGAGGUGCUGUACUCUGCUGUGGGGGAAUGGGCCCAGCUGGAUGAGGACAGCACAGUACUGGAUGUGUGCUGUGGGACCGGAACCAUCGGCAUCUCUCUGGCCAAGAGGGUAAAGAAGGUGAUUGGGAUCGAACUGUGCCAGGAAGCUGUGGAGGAUGCCAAAGUUAACGCAAAGCUCAAUGGUCUGAGUAAUGUUGAGUUUCACUGUGGAAAAGCGGAGGAUGUGUUCCCCAACAUUCUCAAUGCUCUCGUGUCCCCCAACCUCACAGCCAUUGUGGAUCCGCCGAGGGCCGGCCUACAUUCCAAGGUGAUCCUGGCCAUCAGGAGGGCAGAGCAUCUGAAGAGGCUGGUUUAUGUGGCAUGCAAUGCCAAAGCAGCCAUGAACAAUUUCAUUGAUCUGUGCAGAGCGCCAUCCAACAGAGUUCACGGGGCCCCGUUCCGUCCGGUGCGAGCCAUGGCCGUGGAUCUGUUCCCUCAGACCAUGCACGUUGAGAUGCUUCUGCUGCUGGAGAGGGUGGACUACGACUCCCAGCAGCAGACCAGCAAGCAAUAAGGAAGAGAAGGGCUGGAUUUGAAACCGCCUUCAACAGUACAUACUACAUACUACAGAUGAGCCCAACAUGUACUGCAUAGUCUCUCGUCAGGAGAGUACAGGGUGAAACUGUUACAUCCAUUUGUUUCCCAGUAUGCUAGGUCAGGCUUAGCUGCUUUUUGAAAGCAGAAGUAAACAUACGUGUUGUCUCACUUUGCAUUGUGGGACACAGAUGAGAUGGAUUGGUUUGACAUCUGGGGAUUUUGGGCAUACUGAAUGCUACAUUUUGGCCCAAUCAGUACGUACUGUUGUUAUAGUAGGCGGUCUUAACUUUAAUGCACCCUGGCCUUUCCUUACUAGAAAUACACACACACACACACACACAGUACUCAAAGGAGCCUUUUGGAAUUGUUAAAAGCAUUUUUUCCCCUUGGUCAUCUGUUUGUCGUGUGUAAGGCCUAAUAGUCAUUACUUAAAGGGACACUUCAACCAAAUAACUACUUAUCACUCCCCAGUCCUUAUCUUGUAAUGCAAUAUUCAUUUCAGCUUCAAAUAAAGUAGUUAGUGUUACCUGUAUGAGGUUUUCUGCUUAUAACAGAGCUUUAUGGACAGUCCCUUUGCCAGUUAUGCUUUUUAGUUUAAGAACUUUUGUCAUCCGUGUUCACUCAGAAGUGGGUUACUUUAUGAGCCAUGUCUUAAAAGUAUUUAGAUUUAAUUUAGUCUUUGGUUUUGUGAAAUUGAUACCUUGUUAAACUGUGGGUACUAUGGAGUAGUUACCCUUCUCUUAUGUGUGUUUUGUCAUUCUAUGACUGAAUAAAACAAAGUCCUCCUAGUCAUUAGUCAAGACGUUUUAUUUUGCAUAACAAAUAUCACUGAAGUCAUAAAGCUCAGCUGCAAUACAUCAUUUUCUAGGCAGCAACAUCUCAAAACAAUUCAUUGGUACAGCUCAACAGCAACACAUGUCAAAGCAGUUAUUUUUUUCUUCUCACACACACUUGGCAAGACAAAUGCACAGAGGGGGGGGAAA
Molecule: messenger RNA, 2991 nt
Organism: Etheostoma cragini (Arkansas darter)
Lineage: Eukaryota; Metazoa; Chordata; Actinopteri; Perciformes; Percidae
Gene: trmt2a
Product: tRNA methyltransferase 2 homolog A
Exons: 12
Coding region: 159-1985 (608 amino acids)
Biological process (GO): RNA processing
Molecular function (GO): RNA methyltransferase activity; RNA binding
Source: RefSeq, a predicted model, not a curated record